This is a messenger RNA of Clupea harengus (Atlantic herring), 2266 nucleotides long. Its product is annotated as doublecortin domain-containing protein 1-like. Lineage: Eukaryota; Metazoa; Chordata; Actinopteri; Clupeiformes; Clupeidae. Bases 1 to 1371 code for a protein of 456 amino acids. Gene Ontology annotation, cellular component: midbody. The transcript has 9 exons. The record is from RefSeq and is a predicted model, not a curated record. Gene Ontology annotation, molecular function: microtubule binding. Gene Ontology annotation, biological process: regulation of mitotic cytokinesis; intracellular signal transduction.
AUGAUAUCACCCAUUGUUUACAGCGUUGUGUAUUUGCCUCAGCUGCUGGAGGACUGUACAGUGAAACUGCGUCUGAACUCAGCGGCCAGGCGUAUCUUCCUGGCAGAUGGCGUGGAGGCCCACGCACCUGAAGACAUCCCUCAGGACGCCGACAUCUACGUCUCCACGGGGGAGGCAUUUGUGGACCCGCUGGCAGAGAUCAGAGCCCAUCUGUCUGUGUGCAGAGAGAGGAGCUGGACACUGGAAGGCCUGGUGCAGUCUGGGGACGACCAUGGGCGUGGGGGCACCAGGGCCAGCAUGCUCUCGCGCCGCGCCCUCGCACGCCUGUGCCAGGGGGUGCUGCCUGGUGCCCAGCGGGUGCUCAUCUUCAGGAAUGGCGCCGGGAGAGAUGGCUAUGAGGUCUCCACCACCAUGCAGAGUCUGGAGCAGUUCCUGGAUGUGUGCACUGAGAAGUUGCACCUCACUGCCUCAGCAAAAAUGGUCUUCAACUGGAACGGAAAAGCAGUAGAGGACCUUAACCUCGUCCCCCGGCUGGAUGGCUGUCUGCGGGGCUCCGGGGCCCCGUCACGCGGCCCUCUGUGGGCAUCCAGAGGAGAGGCGCUCAGCGUGGCAGGAGUCCAGACCUACGUGAGGGAGACGGUGAAGGCCCUCAGGCAGAGGCUCACAGCUGGCAGACAGCACCUGAAGCAGCUGGAGUGGGCUGAGGCAGGGAGGAUGGAGAAUGUCACAGCAAAGGAGAUCCUUAGUCUGACUGGGAGAGAGCGGGCGAAGGCCAAAGAGAAGGCGCAGGCUCAGAUUAAGGAGCUGGAAGAUUGUCUCCGAAAGCACCAGCAGCAGCUCUCCAUCCUGGGCCGAAUGGCGGAGGCGGACUCGUCCAGGCCGCCCGGCAGCACGUGGCCACUGUCUCAGGGCCCCUCGCUGCCCCAGGGCCUCCAGCUCAAGGUCCACCAGCCGGGCCGAGACUCAGGACACACACUGGUGUUUGUGAACCGCGUGGAGCUGGAGAAGGGCUGCGAGGCAGACGAGGAGCGCAUGAUGAACAGACUCCUGCAGAUAAUCCACCGCAGGCUGGGGGCUGGAGCCGUGGGCCUCUCCCCUGCCUGGGUGUACGAUGAGUGGGGCGAGGCUGUCCGCAGCCCCCUCCACCUCCAGAACGGCCAGAGGGUAUGGGUGUCCUAUGGGGAAGACCACAGGUUAGCCAUCUCUCUCUCUCACCCCUCUCUCUCUCUCUCUCUCUCUCUCUCUCUCUCUUUUUCUCCCCCCCUCUCUUUAUCCCUCCUUCUUAGAGCAACUGCCAUGCAUCAGUUUGUUUCCUCUCCUCCUGACAGUUGGGGUCCACACUGUUUCACCCUGUUUUUUUUGUGGAAGUGAAAAGAAUGGCUUAAAAACCGAUAGUUCAGACAGUUCUCUCUCUCUCUCUCUCUCUCUGUCUUGCCUAAGUGGCGGUGCCGUGAUUGUGGCGGAGGCUCCCUCUCUUCAUGUCUGAGUAGUCACUGUAAUGAUUGCAGAUGGGCUCGCUGCAGGGGGUCCCCAGACCCAGAGGCCUGUCAUUGUGGUGGAGGGGGCAGCCCUGACCCGCCACGGAGCCUCCAUCUCACCCCCAUCACCACCUCCCCUCAUGCCACCGCGCAGUCAUUGAAAACUAGAUUUGAGGCAAAAUUGCACAUAUUUGCAAUUUUAUUUAUUUUCUUAUUAUUUUAUUUUAUUUUGCCGCUCUGUCGCUCUGAGCCAUCCCCAUGCUACUAGAUUUUUAUUUAAUUUUUUUUAAAGAAGAAGAAGAAGAAGUAAUAAUUAUGUCCAAAUUGGGCUGGACAACUUUGUGCUUUUAAAGAGAAAGUUCUGGAGCCUGCUUAGCCUGGCUGCCUGGCUGUGCACUCACAGAUUUGAUUGGGUGUAAUUUGGUGAGGGAGAGGGGUGUUGUGGUGGGAGGUGGGGGAAGAGAAAGUCAUUUAGCCAUGCUGAUGGUUCACCCUAGGGAUGGGUAGUAUUCAACAGGGAUUAAUGAUGAUAUGCUUAUUGACUGGAAUUAAUGUCUCACAGUUUUCAACACAUAGCCCUAACAAACAGAGAGGGGGGACUGUAUGUCUGCAGGAGGGGAGACAGGAUAGGAUGUGAAAUUGCUGAAACACAGCUGCUUCCAACAUAUUUAUCACUUCAAAUAUCUCUGGGUCUCAUUCGCUUCUGUGUUCAUUUGCACCUUCGCAUGUGUUGUGGCCUCACACGUUAUUGAACAACAAACUCAUAAAAACAAAAUAGAUGAGCUUCU